Messenger RNA from Homarus americanus (American lobster), 4231 nucleotides. Its product is annotated as cilia- and flagella-associated protein 97-like. NCBI's taxonomy places the organism in Eukaryota, Metazoa, Arthropoda, Malacostraca, Decapoda, Nephropidae. The record is from RefSeq and is a predicted model, not a curated record. The transcript is spliced from 2 exons. Gene Ontology annotation, biological process: spermatogenesis. Bases 98 to 1519 code for a protein of 473 amino acids.
GCCUGAGGUAGUCAAUGGCAGCGGGACGGCCGGUCGGGGAAGGCUGGCAGACGGAUGGCUAGCAGGGGACUCUUAUAAUACCCGUGUACGGGGCAGGAUGGCUCACAAAAUAGGACUGAACGACACACAGUACGAACCUGACAUUCGUGGUGAAGUGGAUUUUUGUUUUUACGAUGAUGAUGAUGUUGAAAGGACUAAAGGGUGUAAGGUAGUUAGUGGAUCAACAUACAAUUCUGUGAUCGGUUCUUCCUCUCCACCUGGUGCGAGUUGUUUGGUGGACUCCCGGUACCGUUGUGUGGAGGACACUUCUUCUAGUGGGCAACAGGCCAGUAGGAGGAGCCCAGUAGAAGGUCAUCAGGGAUCAGAGGAGGUAUCGAGGGACGAGGAUAGUGGUGCAAGUGUCAGUAGUGAUUCUAACACGCCUGGGAAGGUUGGUAGUGCGAGUUCACUUGAGGCACAGCAGCAAGGAGCCAGUGCAGUCAUGGAACACGUAGACCCCAACCCCUACAGCUCUGAUGAGUGGGAGGAGAGUGACCUGAGUGACUCAGACGACGACCACAGUGAUAGCAGUGACGACGACGACCCCAAAUCUCAGGUGGAUCGACUCAUAGAGAGAGGAACUUUGGUGUACAUGGAUGGGGAGAACUCCAAUCUCUCCUCCGAGACAGAGAGCAGUGACAGCAGCGAUUAUGAUGACAGUGACAGUGAGAGCGAUAUCACGGAUGUUUCACCACUAAUAUCAGCCACUGCUAGUCCUUUGGGUCUGUCUCCAGUUCUACCCCGGCGUGCAUUGGGCACCUCUCCAUUGGCACUCCACGACAACAGAGAUUUGAGUUUCGAAUAUCACCCAGAAAAUUCUACUUAUGAUCAGGGUUAUGAUUCACAGCCCCAUUGCAAUGGCUACAGUCACAGCAACAGCGAUGACUCCACUGACAUGACACUAUUACUAAAGGCUGUCGUGGAACUGGAGAAGAAGCAGCACAGACAAGUGAACAACAGAACUAAUGAGUUCAGUCAUCACCAAAACUCAUAUCACCACCAAACAUCGUCUCCCAUCACCAUCCACCCCAUCGAUGCCAGUCCCCAUCACCGCCAUCUACGCAGGACAAUGCAACAUUAUCGCCGCAAGAAUAUGUCCUUCACAAACGACGAAGUGCGAAGGAUAGAUCGUGAAAAUCAGAUCUUGCUCCAGAAGAUCAUGUGUGCGCACAAUCGUAGUAAACACCAAAGUUCCUCCAAUCAUAAUAGUCGGCCCGUCCACAAACCUGCUAACGCCACUGUCAGUAGAAGGAGAGAAGAUGAGAAGAUUCGCAGAGAAAAUAUGAUUUUGCUGCGAAAGAUUCAAGAGGCCAAACCUUCUCGUGAUGUAACUGCAUCUCGUUCUCCCCGUCAAAGGGCAACACAUGGCCUCCGUCCAACAUCUAGCCUUCCCACCACUCCUGGGUCCUGUGGUGCUUCAGCUCGUACAGCACCAGGUCAUGUCACCACUCCCACUCCUCGCAAAGAGACGGCUCUGUGAGGUUGCUAGUUAUUAAAGAGAGUUCAGUUGUGUGUGGCACAAACAGCUUGUGCUUUGCCGACCUUAGCUCUCUUACACUGGGUUUUAAUUACCAAUGAUUCUAGGCAGCCUGAUCAUCCCUCAGAUAGUGAACUUCAUCUGUGUGUGGAUGCAUCUAACUGUCUGUAUCCAGUCUUUACUUGAAGGUGUCCAGUUCAUAUUUUUUUAAUAUGAAGGUGUCCAGUCAAUUUCCAUGCUCUAACAUUACUAUAAAUGCAUUCAGUAGGGCAUCAGAACUAUACCCUUUAAACAAGCAACUAUUUAAUCUAUUUUUAGUGUUGGCACUCAUGUUUUUGCAAAAGUAAUGAUUACACAGUUUUGCCAUCACUACCUAUUUAUAAAGAAAUUGCUCAUACCAAAACAAAGAAUCAAAUAAUGGUAGAGCAGAAACAUUUCAUAUUCAAAAGUGUUUUAACAUCAAGAUGUGUGAUAUGAUAUACAGGUUACUAUAAAGAUUACACUAACUGGAGGAAUUAUUGAAUCUUGUAUAAUAGCAAAAAUUCUUAAAUGCAGAAAUUGCCCAUAGUUACUAUGAUGAACUUUACAUUUGCAGAGGAUGCACUAAGAAAUUUUGGGAGGUGAUAUACUUGUACUAUGCUACUAUCAUCGAGUGCAUUUGUUAUAUGCAAAGUUAAGUUCUAAGUAUGUAUUGAAUAUUUUCUGUGUAAGGAUUUCGUUAAUGUGUAACAUUGCUUCCUUAUACCUUUCCAUGUAUUUUCAUGCUUCCCCACUUUGAUCUCCUCCUUGUGUAUACUUGCUGAAGUAACGGUCAUUCUUUUCACACAUUGUUAGUACAGUGCAAGAAAGUGGCUACUGCUGUCACUUAUCUGUAAUGCUCUACAGAAAUUUAUAUGAGCAUUGGUGUUAGUCUCCAACACUUGGAAGGUGUGGAGACGAUCACCUUCCAAAAAUAUUUUGGGAAGUUUUGGAUACAACUUGCUUGGGAAUUGAAAAAAAAAAGGGAUGCUAUUGAUUAAAUAGAUAGUAAAGUCACUUCUGUUCAUGUAUGACUGGAAGCUCAACCUGCUUCUCCCAUGUGCAUAUGUAUAGGUUGUAAUUGUAUGCAUGGUUUUACAAGAAGAGAAAGGUACAGGGUUACAGGGAAAUGGGAAGUCCUCACUACCUCUAGAAUGACAAACCUGUGUUAAUGCAUAAGUUCAUAAAUCUACUCAAACCCCAUAUUCAUAUUGAAUGAAUGAUGUAGCCAUUACUCUAAAUAGCCCACAUUACAUUAGUGUAAUGUUGCUAAUACAUUCCACACAUGAUAAAUCAAUAUUUUGGGGGGUAUGUGUUCAAUGUCCUGUUUAAUAUUAACAGCUUUUGGACAGUUAAGAAAAUUGACCAACGAAUAGAGGACCAUCCUGUGUGGUGGGUGUGAAAUUUCUUUCUAAAAAGUAGGCAUGAUAGUGGCAAUCAAGAUUACCAGCUUGUUGUGUGGAUAACAUACAUUAGUGUGUUCCAAAUGUGUUGUUGGUGUUGUACAUAGAAUAUUAAGGACAGUACUAGAUGGCAUCAUUGCUGAAUUGAGUUUGAGCAUUGUACAGGUUGACCCAAUUAAAGCUCUAGUCAUCUGUAUGGCAUAAAUCAUUCUGCACUUGCAAAUUAAUUGGAAGUAAUCAGUAAAAAAAAUUAUUUGCAUAUGAAACCAUGUUGCCGUUUUGAAAUGUGUCGUUCUUGAGGACCUUGAAUCAUUUUGGAAAUUUUUUCUUGAAGAUUUUUAAAUACAUACUGUAUAAACUGUCUGGGUUAUAAUGGUGGGUUAUAAUGGACACUGAUUGCUCAAAUAUAAUUCACUUUAACCAUCUCAAAAUUACUCAUCUGUGCUAUUCCUCAUGCUUUUAUUUUGUUAUUUUCUUUACCAUUUCUCAGAACUAGUUUUACCACAUUAGUCUCCCUCUGCUAUUUUCCCCUAUAACCACAUUCAUAUGGUGAUUUUAAGAAGCAUUGAGGGACUUGGCAUAAGGUUAGUAUUUGGGUUGGUAGGUGCCAUUUUCAACAGAUGAGAAUUAUAAAACACUUUGUUCCUGUUCUAUUUUCAUGUGACCAUCAGUAACAUGCUGGGAGGAAUAUCAGCUAAUGUUGAAAGAAAUUAGGGUCAUAUUUCCUGUCUUCGCACAGACUUGAGAGUAAGCCGUAUUAUUUAUGUGAGUGCUUUCAUUAUCUCGUAAGCAGUAGCAGUGAUUAGCUCUCACUCAAUUUCAAGAAUGAUGAAUUUGGUACCAAAUUUUAGCAAAAGUGAAAUUAUUGGUACUCUGUUAAACCUCUCAUUGACUUGUACCCAGAAUGCCUGGCUAGCAGUGUCCUUAUUUAUCAAAAUAGCAGAUAAAAUUUGUCAUAGUAGGUGACUCAAUCUGUACGGAACUUUAAAAUUAGGCAUAUUUAUGAUUUUAAACUUUGAUUGCAGGUAUGUUUAAAUGUUUACAUUUGUGACACAAUGUUAACAUGACACCUUCACCUCCAGGUCUAGUGUAAAAGCACAAAGAAAAAGAAAGCACAUAAUUUUGUGAUCAUUAAGUACAUGGCAUCUAUACUUAAAAUGUUUCAAGGGCCACCACAACAAUAUGAACUAGUGACGGGUAUUGAAGUUUGUUUUAAUAUAUAUUACUAGCCAGCUAUUACAAAGCGAAACCAUACUGUGUCACUAAAGGGUGUUUAAUGUAUGGAAAGGAUGAA